Messenger RNA from Tachyglossus aculeatus (Australian echidna), 2740 nucleotides. RefSeq names its product minichromosome maintenance 10 replication initiation factor (gene MCM10). Bases 38 to 2581 code for a protein of 847 amino acids. The record is from RefSeq and is a predicted model, not a curated record. Lineage: Eukaryota; Metazoa; Chordata; Mammalia; Monotremata; Tachyglossidae. Gene Ontology annotation, biological process: DNA replication initiation; DNA replication. The transcript is spliced from 19 exons. Gene Ontology annotation, cellular component: nucleus; replication fork protection complex. Gene Ontology annotation, molecular function: single-stranded DNA binding; DNA replication origin binding.
CUGUGGAAGUUCCCAUCUGAACAGCGCUCUUCACACAAUGGAUGGGGAAGAGGAUGACCUGGCCCUGCUCGCCUCUCUGCUGGAGGAGAAUGAGGACGGGGGUCCCGAGGGCCCCGGGGUGGGCCAGCCCGAUGACUACGAUGAGCUCUUUGAUGCGGAGGACGACGGUGAGGCUUAUGUGGAGGAGGAGCCUGCAGAGGAGGACAAGAGAGAAGAUGUGGCUACGCUUUUUGGCGACGUGGGUGACCUUUCUGAAGACGAGGAAGGGGCAGAGGACCCCACGAGCAUCCCCGGGCCUGCACCCCGAAAGAGCAACCAGGAUUUGCAAGAUGAAUUAAGGAAACUUCAAAAGCAGAUGAAGACGUUACAGGAGCAACUGAAAAUGACGACCAUUAGCAAGUCGGCAAGCCCGCCUCCCCCUCCACGGAAACCUCUCGGCAGAUCUGUACCCGCCCCGCUGAAGGAAAAGAAUCAGAACCUCCGGGAGUCGGACACUUUUUCAGCCGAGCUGGACGUCCCCGCUUUGCCGAAAACCAAGCGCCUCGCCCCUGCAGCCCAGCGGAAGCCGCCGGUGGCCCCUGCCCCGAGUGGACCUGCCCACCCUCUCCGGUCCAUGCCUGGCAACAAGACGAACUGGACACCCGGACACCGGGGUGCAGGGCCGCCCGGAAAAUCCCUCGGAAGCAGCCAGGCGGUCCCCGUGGAGGCCUUCUCCGGGCUUCGAUUAAGGAGACCCCGCGUGUCGUCGGAGGAAAUGUGCCGGAAGAUGGAGGGCCGGAAGCUGAUCCGCCUGCCUCAGCUCCAGGGCAAGCUGGCCAGCGAGAACCUGGACCAGACGGACUGGGUGACAUUCGGGGUCAUCCUGAACAAAGUCACCCCGCAGAGUGCCAGCAACGGGAAAACCUUCAGCAUCUGGCGCCUGAAUGACCUGCACAACCUGGACAAGUUUGUGUCACUCUUCUUGUUCGGGGAUGUCCACAGGGAGCACUGGAAGACGGACAAGGGCACCGUCAUCGGCCUGCUCAACGCCAACCCCAUGAAGCCAAAAGAGGGCUCGGACGAGGUCUGCCUGUCGGUGGAUCACGCUCAGAAGAUCCUGAUCAUGGGGGAGGCCUUGGAUCUAGGGACCUGCCGGGCAAAGAAGAAGAACGGGGAGCCCUGCACCCACACUGUCAACCUGAGCGACUGUGAGUUUUGCCAGUAUCACGUGCAGUCUCAGUACCGCAAGCUCAGCGCCAAGAGAGCCGACCUGCAGUCUUCCUUCUCGGGGGGCCGGGUCCCCAAGAAGAUGGCCCGGCGGGGGGCCAGCCUGAAGGAGAGGCUGUGCCAGGACGGGUUUUAUUACGGAGGGGUGUCUUCGGUUUCCUACGCGGCCUCUGUUGCAGCCGCGGCGGCUCCCAAGAAGAAGACGCAGACCACCCUGACCCAUCUGGUGGUUAAGGGCUCACAGACCAUCGUUCAGGAGACCAGGGAGAAGCUGGGUCUCCCACAGAAGACUCUGGCGUGCUCAGACGAGUUCAAGGAACUCAUGGAUCUACCUACAUUCGGGGCCAGAAACCUCAAGCAACAUCUAGCCAAGGCGGAGAUGCCAGGAGCCACCGCCACCAUCCACUCCAUCUCCGCCUCGGCCCUCCUGAAACAGCAGAAGCAGCAGAUGUUGGAGAUGAGGAAGAAGCGGUCGGAAGAGCUACAGAAGCGGUUUCUCCAGAGCUCAGCCGAAGGUCAGAAUCGGCCACCGGGGCCCUUUCCGGACAAGCUUCCCCUUCGGUCCCCACCACCGGGGACCGAGAAUCCCGAGGAGGCCAGAAAAGCCUCCCCGCUGAUCCCUAAGCUGGGCCGUGGCUUCUCCAAGGGAGACGACGUCCUCCUCUUCGACGAUUCUCCUCGCCCACGGCCAAAGCUGAGCGCCUCUGCCGAAGCCAAAAAACUCGCCGCCAUCACCAAGCUGAGGGCCAAGGGCCAGAUCCUUCCCAAGUCGGACCCGAACGGUGUGAAACGCAAACAGCGGGAUCCCGGCCAGGUGCUGGAAGUGGCCGAGCGGGUCGAGAUCAACGCUGCUACCUCCUCGCCACCAGGAGAAGACGAUCUGGAGCCAUCCCAGAAGAGGCGACGUGAGCAGCUGGCCUACCUGGAAUCAGAGGAGUUCCAGACCAUCCUGAAAGCCAGGUCCAAACACACGGGGGUCCUGAAGCAGGCCGAGGCGGAGCUCCAGGAACGCUAUUUCGAGCCUCUGGUGAAGAAAGAGCAGAUGGAGGAGAAGAUGAGGAACACCAAGGAGGUCAAGUGCCGGGUGGUCACAUGCAAGACGUGUAACUACACUCACUUCAAGCCGUUGGAAACCUGCGUCAGCGAGAACCACAAUUAUCACUGGCAUGACGGAUUGAAGCGUUUCUUCAAAUGCCCCUGUGGCAACCGAAGCAUCUCCCUGGACAGGCUCCCCAAGAAGCAUUGCAGCAACUGUGGCCUCUUCAAGUGGGAGCGAGACGGGAUGCUAAAGGAGAAGUCUGGACCAAAAAUCGGUGCCGAGACAUUGCUACCACGAGGAGAAGAGCAACCCCAGUUUCUGAACAGCCUGCAAUAGCGCACACCCAAGUGGGAUGAUCGCUGACACCACCCUGAGAUUUUAGCUUUUUGUUUGCGGGGAUUGAAAUCGGCAACCUAUAUCUACGUGGGAUGGGAUGCGGUGGUGGAAGACGCAGAGCUCUCUGAAUUUGGAACACAUACCUUGAUGCUCUAAUGG